This is a messenger RNA of Rangifer tarandus platyrhynchus (Svalbard reindeer), 528 nucleotides long. The record is from the annotation of a GenBank genome assembly. Lineage: Eukaryota; Metazoa; Chordata; Mammalia; Artiodactyla; Cervidae.
AUGAAAACGCGCAAGCAUUUUCUCGUGGGCCAAGAUUCUGCAGGCGCCUCGAUCGGCUGCAAAGCAGGAGCCGGACAGAGCCAGCUCGGAGUCAGCGGCCUAUCAGACGCCACGGCCGGCGCCACCCCACCAGGUGUGACCACCGAGCACCCACCUCUGCCACUGCGAGUGGAGGAGCGACACGGUCCUCCUGCGGUGCCCCUUCCCACCGGCUCGCCAAAGCAGCGGGGGCCAGCCACCCUGGGCCUCGCCCCUCCCAGCUCCUUCACUCAGGCUCCAGCCGAGGGGCCACCCAACAGUGGCGUGACCGACGAGAGGAUGCCAGUGGGCCUCCGGGGAGGGGUGGGCACCACAGAGGGCCACGGGGAGGAGGGGGAGGGGUGUGUCGGAAGGCGGGCGGCAGUGCUGGCUGCUGACCCUUCACUCCCCGCCUCUAAAGCGGAGCCGAUCCUCGGAGGUGCCUCCCCUAGGGUCCUCGGGGGCCUUAGACGACACUCCGCAUGGAGUGCUGAGAAGCACCUGUGCUGA